AUGACCAAUGUCCUUGCUGGCGGCUUCGCAACGCGCAGCGCGCAGCCCGAGUCUCUUGUCCAGAUGCCUCCGUACCCACCUGCGACUACCCCGACUCGGUCAUCCAACAGCUCCGUGCAUUCACACCUAACGCGGCCCUCCCCGGCGCCACCGUCAAAGAUACAUUGUGCCGCGGAUCCUGCCACUGUUCUCUCGAAGGACGCGAACGCCCCUCUGCGCGUGCCACUGGGCAAGGAUGUGUUCGUGAGCUUUCAAGCCCAGGGCCAGUUGCUGCUUGAUGACACAGCGCGCAAUGAGGCGCUUUCAAAGGCUCCGCUUGUUGAGGGGACGUAG
Molecule: messenger RNA, 333 nt
Organism: Laetiporus sulphureus 93-53
Lineage: Eukaryota; Fungi; Basidiomycota; Agaricomycetes; Polyporales; Laetiporaceae
Exons: 2
Coding region: 1-333 (110 amino acids)
Source: RefSeq, a predicted model, not a curated record